CAGCCUCUCUCACCUUGAGGUCUCUAAUUAUCCGCGCGCCGGCGGCCUCCACCCAUUCGCGCAUGCCGUGACGACCGAGCCUCCUCCACCACACUCGCCAACCACCUCCUCACCCGCAAUGUCACGCGACAAGUUUGCUCAGCAGAGCCUGGGCGGCACCCUGCACGGCAUGGUCAAGAAGUCGCGCGUACUCAUGGUAGGAGCUGGCGGCAUCGGCUGCGAGCUGCUCAAGAACCUCGUUCUCACCGGCUUCGGCGAAAUUCACAUCGUCGACCUCGACACCAUCGACCUGAGCAACCUCAAUCGUCAAUUUCUGUUCCGCAACGAGCACAUCAAGAAGUCAAAAGCAUUGGUUGCCAAAGAAGCGGCGCAAAAGUUCAAUCCCAACGUCAAGAUCGAAGCGUACCAUGAGAACAUCAAGGACUCGCAAUUCAACGCCGCGUGGUUCCAGCAAUUCAACCUCGUCUUCAACGCCCUAGACAACCUCGAUGCGCGCCGCCAUGUCAACAAGAUGUGCUUGGCUAGCAACGUACCGCUUAUCGAGAGUGGUACUACUGGCUUCAACGGCAAUGUGCAGGUCAUCAAAAAGGGCGACACCGAAUGCUAUGACUGCGUCCCGAAACCCACGCCGAAAACGUUCGCUACUUGCACGAUUCGAAGCACACCCUCGCAGCUCAUCCACUGCAUAGUAUGGGGCAAGUCAUACUUGUUCGCCGAGCUAUUUGGUAUCUCAGAGGACGAUGCACCCGAGCUAGAUCAGAGCUUGGACAAGGAGGGCAACAAUGCGGAUGAAAUCGCCAAGCUGCGCCAGGAGGCAACAAAACUGAAGCGCGUACGAGAGCAGAUGGGCUCGCAAAACUUCCCCCGUGCUGUUUUCGAGAUGGUGUUCAGGGAGGAUAUCGAGCGACUUUUGAGCAUGGAAGAUAUGUGGAAGGGCAAGAGGGCACCCGUUGCGCUGGACUUCGACCAGUUGUCAGAGGAGAGCACGGUCCCUGCAGCCACACUCUUGCAGGACGAUCAGAGGACAUGGAGCACAGAGGAGAACUUCGCGAUAUUUGUGGAUAGUAUCCUUAGAUUGGGCCAGCGUCUGGAGACUGAGCGUGCGCAAAAAGAAGUCGGCAAAUCAGCUGUCGUUCUAAGCUUCGACAAGGACGAUGCGGACACUCUGGACUUUGUUGUCGCGAGCGCUAACCUGCGUGCAGCCAUCUUUGGAAUUGAGCCUCGGUCAAAAUUCGAUAUCAAGCAGAUGGCCGGCAAUAUCAUUCCUGCAAUCGCAACAACCAACGCCAUGACUGCUGGACUUUGCGUCCUCCAAGCUUUCAAGAUAUUACGCUACACCGACCCAGAACAGCUGAAGCGGCAUGCGCAGGUCGUUUUCCUGACAAGGACGACUGAGCGAAAUCUUGCGGCAGACUUGGUACAGCCACCGAACCCCGAAUGCCCGACCUGCAGUGUGACGCAGAUUACACUGACAGUUGACACUGCGCGCGCGAAGCUCAGCGACUUGGUGGAGGACGUACUCAAGAGUCAGCUUGAUUACGGUGAGGAGUUUAACGUCACUAAGGAUGGUGAUCUGCUCUACGACGCUGAUGAGGACGCUCACCUAGACAAGACAUUCAGUGAGCUUGGACUCAUCACAGGCAGCUCAGUCACUGUCAUCGAUGACGCCGAUGAGGAUUGUAAGGUCAAUGUCCAGUUCAGUAUUGAUGCCAAAAAUCUACCGUCUGCGGACAAGCCGAUCUCCAUGCUCAGAGACUUGAAGAUCGCAACCAGGCCCAAGGCAGCUAUCCCUGUCGCAGCGCCAUCUACCAACGGCCAUGGUCACGCAAACACGAACGGUACUUCUAACGGCACAAUUAGUGGUGUCAAGCGAACCGCCGAUGAGGCCAGCCUUGAAGACGACAUUGUCAGGAAGAAAGGCAAGGUCAUAAAAGAGAAGCAAGUCAUGAACGCUGAUGAUAUUUUGGUCAUCGAGGACGAGAAAGACGACGGUGUGAUCGAGCUCGACUGAGCUCAUGCAAGAUGUUCUGCCUUGCCUACCUCUCGCAGCUCACACUACCUAUACGAUUUGACCGUCCCUCCGUGGCGACAGUUCCCAGCCCUUCACAACCUACAACGCAUCGAUGUGCUCAUCCAACUGG
This is a messenger RNA of Didymella exigua CBS 183.55, 2141 nucleotides long. Its product is annotated as ubiquitin-activating enzyme E1 3. The record is from RefSeq and is a predicted model, not a curated record. NCBI's taxonomy places the organism in Eukaryota, Fungi, Ascomycota, Dothideomycetes, Pleosporales, Didymellaceae. Gene Ontology annotation, cellular component: cytoplasm; SUMO activating enzyme complex. The transcript has 4 exons. Gene Ontology annotation, molecular function: SUMO activating enzyme activity. Gene Ontology annotation, biological process: protein sumoylation. Bases 119 to 2011 code for a protein of 630 amino acids.